AUGGCGGCGCCGGCGCUGGCAUUAGUGUCAUUCGAAGACGUGGCUGUGACCUUCACUGGAGAGGAAUGGAGACAACUGGAUCUGGCCCAGAGGACCUUAUACCAGGAGGUGAUGCUGGAGACCUGUGGGCUCCUGGUCUCACUGGGACAUCCUGUUCCCAAACCAGAACUGAUCUACCCACUGGAGCCUGGGCAAGAACUAUGGACAGGGAAGAGAGGCGUCUCCAAAAGCACCUAUACAGGUGAAAAAGCAAAACCUGAGACCACAGAGUUUACUGCUUCUCAGCUGGCCUUCACUGAGGAAGCCCCUUUUGAGGAACAAAUGACACAGGGAGCCUCGAGGGAUUCCAGGUUGGGGCAAGCCAGGGAUCGGGAAAAGCUAUCAGAAAUGCAGGAAGGAAACUUGAGGCCAGGAACAGACCCCCACGAGGAGACAUGCCCUAGGAAGUUGAGCCAUAAACAUGAUGAUUUGGAGACAGAUGAUAGUUUGUGUUUAACCAUUUUACAGGAGCGAGUCACUAUACAAGAUGAUCUACAUGAACAUGAUUGCCAAGGACCCAGAAAAGACCCUGUGACCGAUGCAAGGAAUAACCUGUAUAAAUGCAAAGAAUGUGGAAAAGGGUUUAGCAAGAAUUGGGCCCUUGUUCGGCAUCAACAGAUUCACGCUGGAGUGAAGCCCUAUAAAUGCAGCGAAUGUGGGAAAGCCUGUCGUUAUAUGGCCGACUUCAUUCGACAUACGAGGUUUCAUACUGGGGAAAAACCAUACAAGUGUGUGGAGUGUGGGAAGGCCUUCAAACGCAGGUCUCACCUCACAGAGCACCAGCGCAUUCACACUGGAGAUAAGCCCUAUGAGUGCAAAGAAUGCGGUAAAGCUUUCACCCACCGCUCCUCUUUUAUCCAGCAUCAUAUGACGCACACUAGAGAAAAGCCCUUUUUGUGCAAAGAAUGUGGGAAAGCUUUCUACUACAGCUCUUCCUUUGCUCAACACAUGAGGAUUCACACUGGAAAGAAACUCUAUGAGUGCAGUGAAUGUGGAAAGGCCUUUACUCACCGCUCCACUUUUAUCCAGCAUAAUAUGACCCACACAGGAGAAAAACCCUUUCUGUGCAAAGAAUGUGGAAAAGCUUUUUGCCUCAACUCAUCCUUUAUUCAACACAUGAGGAUUCACACUGGAGAGAAACCCUAUGCGUGCAGUGAAUGUGGAAAGGCCUUCACUCAUCGCUCCACUUUUGUCCGGCAUAAGAGGACUCAUACUGGAGAGAAGCCCUUUCAAUGCAAGGAAUGUGGGAAAGCCUUUUGUGACAGCUCUUCUUUAAUUCAGCACAUGAGGAUUCACACUGGUGAGAGGCCCUAUGAAUGCAGUGAAUGUGGAAAGGCCUUUACACACCACUCGGUUUUUAUCCGACAUAAUAGGACCCACACUGGAGAAAAACCCUUGGAGUGUAAACAGUGUGCAAAAGCUUUUUACUAUAGUUCUUCCUUUACUCGACACAUGAGGAUUCACACUGGCGAAAAGCCCUAUGUAUGCAGAGAAUGCGGGAAGGCCUUUACCCAACCGGCAAAUUUUGUUCGUCAUAAUAGGAUCCACACUGGAGAAAAACCAUAUGAAUGCAAAGACUGUAAGAAGGCCUUUUGUGACAACUUUUCCUUAACUCAACACACGAGAACUCACACUGGAGAGAAACCCUUUGAAUGUGGUGUAUGUGGAAAAACCUUCAGCCACAGUUCAUCCUUUACUCACCAUCGAAAAAUUCAUACCAGAGUGUAA
Messenger RNA from Puma concolor (puma), 1767 nucleotides. RefSeq names its product zinc finger protein 599 (gene ZNF599). Gene Ontology annotation, biological process: regulation of DNA-templated transcription. Gene Ontology annotation, cellular component: nucleus. Lineage: Eukaryota; Metazoa; Chordata; Mammalia; Carnivora; Felidae. The record is from RefSeq and is a predicted model, not a curated record.